UUUAUUUUGUUAAUAUUACUAAUCCCGUGAUAUUUUAUGCUGAACUUCGCUGGCCGACAGUAACUAAAAAUGACAUGCACAGGGAGGGCUUAAAAUCCCAGUCAUCUCAUUACAUAUGGACCUGGGUUUGUACAGUGACUGCGUGAGUAUCGCGUCGCGAGGAUGUGGGCUGUGUUUGGCGGGCGGCGCGCGAGCACCUGAGCUUCUGCUGCAGGGGUUUCCAUAGCGAGCGCAUUCACUCUCUCUCUCACUCACUUCAGCGGGAACACCGCAGACUUCCUGGAGCGGGAUAAUGCGUGCAAUCCGCUCGCAUUUACGCCACUGAACCGGCUGAAGGGAUGUAGGCGGAGCGCGGACGCGAGCUACAAAGGUCAUGAGUGCCUUGAGGAGAACAGCUGUUGAGAAGAACCUCACCUGGACCACACACUCCAGCCAACUCCCAGCAUCCCAGUAUGACGUCUGAUCCACAGCAGGAUGCUGCAGUGAAGUUGGAACAGGAGCGAGCUGAGAUAAUCGCCAAAUAUGACAAGGGUAAAGAAAGUGCGGAGGUGGAGCCUUGGGAGGAGACCAAUUUUGAUCUGUAUAAAGUGGUGGACCGCUUCGGAUUCCUGCAUGAGGAUGAGCUUCCAGCGUAUGACAUAGUGGAGGAAAAGCAAAAACACCUGGAAGUGGAGAGAACGGCAAAAUGGCUGAAAAUGUUGAAGAGCUGGGAGAAAUACAAGAACAGUGACAAGCUGGCAAGGAGGAUCUAUAAGGGAAUUCCACUGCAGUUUAGAGGUCAGGUUUGGUGUUUGCUGCUCGACAUCCCCAAAAUCAAGGAAGAGAAAAAGGACUUCUACGAGAAACUGAAGAUCAGAGCCAGGGUUUUGUCUCCAGAUGUCCGUCAGAUUGAUCUGGAUGUGAAUCGUACAUACAGAGAUCACAUCAUGUUCAUGCACCGCUAUGAUGUCAAACAGCAGGAUCUGUUUCAUGUGCUCACAGCAUAUUCUGUAUAUAACACAGAAGUGGGCUAUUGUCAGGGCAUGAGUCAGAUCACUGCUCUGUUACUCAUCUAUAUGAAUGAGGAAGAUGCUUUCUGGGCACUGGUCAAACUGCUGUCUGGACAGAAACACGCCAUGCAUGGUUUCUUUGUUCCAGGGUUCCCUAAACUCAUGCGCUUCCAGGAGCAUCAUGACCGCAUCCUGCAGAAGAUGAUGCCUAAGCUCAAGCAACAUCUAGAUAAUCAAGAGGUGUACACCAGCCUGUACACUUUGAAAUGGUUUUUUCAGUGUUUCUUGGAUCGGACUCCAUUCACGCUCACGCUGAGAAUAUGGGAUAUUUAUAUUCUGGAAGGAGAGCGAGUUCUGACUGCGAUGUCUUACACCAUCCUCAAGCUCCACAAAAAAAUCCUCUUGAAGUUGUCCAUGGAGGAGCUGGUGAAGUUUCUGCAGGUGACUUUGUCAAAGGAUUUCUUUUUAGAGGAUGACAUUGUGAUCGAGCAGCUUCAACACUCCAUGUCUGAGCUCAGACGAGCUAAACUGGAGCUGCCACCUCCAGGUAACGAGGAUGAGUUUCCAAAGAAACCAUUAGGUCAACUUCCUCCUGAGCCUCCAGGAUUGGCAGCAGCACCAACAAAUCAUAUGGCUAAUGGGCAACUGGUCGGGAAGACAGUUGAGGGCCUUCCCCCUCGUGUUUCGAGCCCUGCCGCAAGCAUCAGUAAAGUCGCUGAUGGAACACCAGAGAGGUACCAAGAAAGUCGGCCAUCCAGCUCAAUGGACAAGGUCCCUCAUCCAGACAAGAGUGAAAGUGAUCGACGAGGUGUGGACACUCAAAAGGAACGAGGCCCAACCCACAUUCCCAACAGCAGCACAACAGGUCGGAAGGUGCUGACUCAGAACCAGGCGAAUCACAACUCCAAUGUUAGAUCCAGUAUGCGUAGGGACAUUGCACCUCGCUGGGUCAAACCUUCAGAGGACAAACUGGAAGCAGUCAAGGCUGCAGCACGGGAAAACCAGUCAAGUCUAACUAUGGGUGUUCCACCCUCGCCCAGCUCCCCAACUCCAGAGGAGGCCACCGGGGCUCAGCGCAGACCCCGUUCACGAGCGUUUGUUCCAGGCUCCGACCGUGGCUCCAACGCCUCGCAAUACGACAAUGUCCCAGGACAAGAUGGAGAGGUUAUAGAGAUUAUAGAGCUUGAGAAACCACCCUCUCACCCCCCUUCCCGACCUUACGUUGGGCCUUCUUUGAGACAGGGCAGUCCCACCCGUCUCCCCAGUGAUGGAACUGGCUUCUCUUCCUUUAGAAUGCCCAAACAGAGCAUGAUGCAGUCCAAACCAGAACCCCGCACACCUCUGCACUACCCUCCUGGCAUGACUCCUGUCAACACUCAAUACAUUUCUGAUUCUUGGUCUGAGGACAGACUAUACGGACAUCAGUACUCCGAGCAAGUUUAUGCAACUACAGGACGUGGCUCAUCUAACCCUUCGCCUGAGAAAACACUGAUGAACAACAGCUACUUAACCUAUCGACAGCAACCCCCAAACAUGCCCCCUCUCAGGGUUGCUCCUGCUGAGCUUUCGUCCCAGAUAGACAGUGCUGGCGAGGGCGGGUAUUACAUGCGACAACCCACCCGACUGCUGGUCUCUACUGUUUACCCGCCCACAGAACUGCGUUAUGAGGCACACAGACGAAAAGAGGGCUGGUAUGGGGACAUGGAGGCGGGGCCUCCACGAUCUCCUGUGGGACUACCUCGAUCUCCCAGCUUCCAGAAAGCUCAGCUCUCUCCCAUUCACCCCGUUCAGGAGUUUAACUUUGCACCUGCAAAUAUCUCGGAUGAUGUGCUCCAUUUCAGAGGACCCUACCAAGAGCACUCGAGCAGGCAACAGCUCCCCCCACUGUUUGGUGGAACACACUACAGGCAGGCACAGGAGGCCUUUGCAAUGCAGGAGUCUAUGCUGCUCUGAGAGGGACAGACAGGGACCAAGAUAGAGGGAUACACUGUACGAGUGAUGGCUAGCAAGCAGUUUUGUGUUGGUUAAAUGUGUUUUUGCAUUCUGUUCUGUUUUCUUUCUCAUUCAUUUGUCUGGCAAGUCUUACCACAUCAUAGACUGACUAAAGAAAUUUACUUUUGUUUUUGUUUGUACAUUUUUGUCCAUAGAAUAACCAUUAACUGCCGAUGUGAGUUAUAUAACAAAGCUUAAAUGUGGAAAGAGAUUUUUUUUUGUUUGUUUGUUUGGUUAGCACACUGAGAUAUUUAAAUAGAGGGUUAUGGAGAGUCUUCUUCAUGUGGACAACCUCAGUUAUCGUUCAAUUAUCAUCUAUAUUUUUAUGCAUUUUUCAGACAUAAAAAUACUUUAGAGAACACUUUAUUCCUUGAUUGUGAAUAUAUAUUUUUAAGAACAAAGAUUUGUGUAAGUUGGAUAUGUAUAUUAUAAACAACUGUAACAAUGAACAUAAUUGCUGUCUGACAGAACAUUUCAAUGCAUCACUACAGUGUUCAAGUCGACGUGUUCAGUGAAAGUAAGAACCUUGUUUUGUAAGGCUUGUGUUUUUAGGUUGUAUAUAAAAAUGCAGAUCUUUAAUCUUAAAUCGAAAGGGAAUUUUAGGGUGUAUGUACAUUCUCAAAAUCUGUUGCACUGACCAGCAAGCAGAUGUUAUAUUUUUUGUUCAUCAAGGUAACAGAUCAAUAACUGAUGAGACCAACUGAUGGCAGAUCUUGAAUUAAAAUUAUAAAAGCUG
Carassius carassius (crucian carp) is the source of this 3717-nucleotide messenger RNA. Its product is annotated as USP6 N-terminal-like protein. NCBI's taxonomy places the organism in Eukaryota, Metazoa, Chordata, Actinopteri, Cypriniformes, Cyprinidae. Bases 453 to 2942 code for a protein of 829 amino acids. The transcript has 15 exons. The record is from RefSeq and is a predicted model, not a curated record.